Molecule: messenger RNA, 2081 nt
Organism: Thunnus maccoyii (southern bluefin tuna)
Lineage: Eukaryota; Metazoa; Chordata; Actinopteri; Scombriformes; Scombridae
Gene: fam161b
Product: FAM161 centrosomal protein B
Exons: 9
Coding region: 61-1719 (552 amino acids)
Biological process (GO): cilium organization
Cellular component (GO): cilium
Source: RefSeq, a predicted model, not a curated record
ACAGAGACACACAGACAGGUGAGCUGCGGCCUCUCAGUUAGUGUCAAAGAUCAGAGAAAUAUGUCGAAGCUAGAGACCUUGCUGGAAGAUGGACUGAGAUCAGAGCUAAUGCUCCAGCAGCAGCUCAGGUCCCUGAGUGAGGCCCUCAAACAGCAGCUGCAGGAGACAGAGAGGAGACUGAGAGAAGAGCUGGAGAGGAGGAUUCAUCACGAUGCUCUCCUUUCAAAAGAUGUGUCCAGUGAUAAAAAUGAACUGACCAGACCUGUAGGACUGAGAAGAUCCACCUCUACACCAGCCCUGCCCUCUGACAAAGUCUCAAACCAUCCCAGACAGUCAGAGAGGCCCAACUCAUCUGCUCCAGCCUGGAUAUCUUCAUCAACCUGGAAGCAUUGUUCUGAUAGGACUUCCAGGCCAACCAGGGCACAACAGUGUGAACGUGCAGCUUUAUUUAAAACAACACAGAUGAAGAAAGAGGAGGAGGCUGAGGCCGAGUGCCAGAAGAAGUUCUGUGCUCUUCCUGUCCCCAACCACGUCAGUCUGCCCCUCUAUCAGGAGAUGAUGGAGCUUAGAGAAAAGGAGAGGAAGCAAGGCCUUGAGCAGAGGAAACACUUCCUGCUCUCUGUACAAAAACCUUUCAGCUUCCAGGAGAGAGAGAAGGAGAAGAGGGAAAAGCUGAUAGCAAUGUUAAACCAAGUCUCACAGGAUCAAAAAAACAAGACUGCCUCUGUUGGGAAAUCUCUUCACAAAGGAGUAAAAGACACAGAUCAGGAGCUUAGCAGCAAAGUCCCCGUUCAGACUACGCAACAUGAGAACCCCACUGCCUCCGGGAGGCCGAGACUUCGCACUGCUGAGCGCACCAAGAAGGAAAAGCUGGGAUUUCUGGAUGAGAAGCCGAGCUUCCAGCCAAAAAUUAUCCAUCAGGUCCCUGAUUUCAGCAGGCUGCACAAGGCCUUGCAGACAGAGGCACUGAGAAAAACACAGAGUAAAGAUGUGACCAGGUGUCAACCCUUCUACCUGAGGACAUCAGCACUCCCUACAAGGCAAAGUAGGCUGAGCCCUGAAAACUCACAGGUUCCAAAUAUAAGUAAACUUGGUAGAAGCAAGUCAUUCGGGGCCUUAACAUCACUGUCUACAGACACACUCCCGACAUACAUCACAGACGCUGCAAGGAAGCGCUGCAUGGCCAUCAGAAAAUCAAUGGAGAUGAGGGACAGUAAGAAUCAAGAGAGUGCAGACUGGUUGAAGAAGUACCAACUGAGGUCUCAAGCCAUGAAGAGGACAGUUGCCCUUCAUGCAAAGCUGCUGGAUCCACACAACAGCUUGAAAGAAGUAUAUAAUGAAAAACUGCAACACCAUCGGGAAGCUGACCAACAAAGGAUGAGAGACUACAUGAGGGAGUUACGGGACAUGAAAGCACGAGUCAGUGAACGCCCUUAUUUGUUCGAACAGGUGAAACAGAGAAAUGCAAAGGCUCAUGCAGAGCAGACAUACAGGAACAAGCUGAAGAAAGCCGGAUUAAAAGAGCAAUUUGUUGAAGAAAAUGGAGAAGCAGCUGCAAGAGGCUCGACCUCGUCCGUUUCUGAAGAUGAUGUGAAUGACUGCAGCAGAGAAAAUGACAUCCAUAGCAGCGAUACAGAGGAAGAAAAUGUAGACGACGGGGAGAAAAUUGAAGAUGUGGAAGAGAAGAGCGUGAAGUCCAAAGGGGAUGAAAUGCCAUGAUCAAAAAGGUUCAGGCGGCAUAGAGUUUUUUGUGGCCUCUCCACUAGAAAACAACACUGUCCUCAAAAAUGAUUCAUGUCACGGCUAACUAUCCGCACCAAGCGGAGCUUGUUUAAGAUGUGCAACUAUAAAUUAAGAAAUUACAAAACAUCUGGACUUCACAAUAACAAAUGUUAGGUAUUACAAAUGGAAAGUUUAGAGAACAGUAUAUGUUUUUUAAGUAAUUAAUAUUUUAUAUGCUUUGAGUUUAACACUAGUAUAUAUUUCAAGCAGAUUAAACUGAAAAUAAGUUUUGCUAAGUAAUAUGAACACUGUAAUUUGAAGACUUGGUUACCAGAAUAAACAGUUCAAAAGCAAAAUGA